Messenger RNA from Erinaceus europaeus (western European hedgehog), 3514 nucleotides. RefSeq lists its product as uncharacterized. Gene Ontology annotation, molecular function: nucleic acid binding; RNA-DNA hybrid ribonuclease activity. The record is from RefSeq and is a predicted model, not a curated record. Lineage: Eukaryota; Metazoa; Chordata; Mammalia; Eulipotyphla; Erinaceidae. Gene Ontology annotation, biological process: virion assembly.
AUGGAGGUUCCUGAGGACACCCCAUCCCGGGUCCGGAUCCUAGGAAAAACCUUGGAAGCUUUUGCCCGGCACCGAUGCCAACAGGCUCCAAAAAGGAACUCUUGGGUAGGAAAACUGGAGUCCUCAUUUAUAGAAGCUCCACGCAAUCUAGAUAAGGGAGAAAGUCCCAGGUGGACACCCUUUGGGUUAGUAGGAAAAAUGGUUGAGAGUGAGAGAACGUUGUUUGUCUCCCUUCUGUUCCACUUUGACGAGGAGAUGGAACAGAGUCAGUCCAAAACCAGCUCGCUCACCCCCCUUGAAUGUUUGACUAAAAAUUUUCCAGAUUUUUCCAGGAGAGCCACUGGGUUUGGAGCCCAGGUGGACGCCUUCACACUGAGGAAGUUCUGUGAAAGGGAAUGGCCAACCUUUGAGGUUGGCUGGCCUGAGACGGGAAGUCUUGACCUGGGAAAGUGCACGGCAGUGCACGAUGUGAUCUUUGGGAAUCCUGGGCACCCUGACCAAAUGCCAUAUAUUGAGAUCUGGAUGAGUAUUGCUAAUGAUAAACCAAGGUAUGAGGCCCUCACCAGGUACCGCCAGACUCUAUUAAGGGGUAUCCGGGCUGCGGGUCAGAAACCCACCAAUCUGUCUAAGGUGACCGAGUGUAAGCAGGGUGCAGACGAGAGUUCGACUGCCUUCCUGGAGAGGUUGUACCAGGUAUAUCGAACCUGGACGCCCAUAGAUCCCAAGGCCCCUGAGAAUUUGCAGGCAGUCGCCCUCCAGUUUGUGGCCCAAUCUGCCCCAGAUAUUAGGAAGAAGUUGCAGAAGUUAGAGGGUUUUGAGGGGAAGUCUCUCUCGGAGCUGUUGGCUGUAGCACAGAAGGUUUUUGAUAAUAGAGAGGACCCCACGAAAGCCACUCUGGAACUGAAUAAGAAGAUGGCACAGGUCCUUUUGGCUAGGGAAACAGGAAAUAGAGAGGAAAGAGGGAGGGAUAAGGUUAAGAUUAUAGGAGCCACUGGGGAAGCAAGGAGUUACCCACAGUCCAUAGGAAGAGCCGCUGGCCCUGGCCUGAAGACUAUUACUCACUCUUUCCUGGUGAUCCCCGAGUGCCCUGAGCCACUGUUAGGUAGGGAUCUCCUUCAUAAGCUACAGGCCACCAUUUCCUUUGAGACAAAUGAAGGACCAAUAGUACAAGCAGGUGGCCGAAUUUUGCUCACCAUGCCGGUAAGGGAGGAAUAUCAUCUCUAUGAAGCACCACAGAAUGUAGGCAACCCGGACCUAUUAACAAGGUGGAAGCGGGAGAUCCCAAGAGUUUGGGCCAAGACCAACCCCCCAGGGUUGGCUAAGCAUGUGACCCCCAUAAUAGUCUAGUUGGUCAGCACUGACACCCCAGUCCGAGUCUGGCAGUAUCCCAUGAGUCGGGAAGUCCAGCAUGGUAUCAGGAACCAUAUUAGACGCCUAAAAGAGGCUGGUAUCUUGGUGCCCUGCAAGUCAGCUUGGAAUACACCCCUUCUCCCAGUCCGAAAGCCUGGAACGAACAACUUCAGACCAGUGCAAGAUCUGCGAGAGGUAAAUAAGAGGGUAGAGACCAUUCAUCCCACAGUUCCCAACCCUUAUACUCUUCUCAGUCUACUGUCGCCUGAUCAAACCUGGUAUAGCAUCCUAGAUUUGAAAGAUGCAUUUUUCAGCCUCCUCUUGGCCCCACAGAGCCAACCUAUCUUUGACUUUGAAUGGACAGACCCCGAGGAAGGUGAGUCAGGACAACUAACUUGGACCCGACUUCCCCAAGGUUAAAACUCUCCUACCUUGUUUGAUGAAGCCCUAAGCAAGGACCUACUGACCUUCCGAAGUGAGCACCCUGAGUGCAGCCUCCUACAAUAUGUGGACAAUCUGAUGAUCGCUGCCUUAUCUCGAGAGGAUUGCGAAACGGCAACCAGAGACCUACUCGAGGUACUGGGGAACUUGGGGUACCGGGUAUCGGCCAAAAAGGCUCAGCUGUAUACCCAAGAAGUAACCUACCUGGGCUACCAAAUUAAAGAGGGACGAAGGGCCCUGUCUGAGGGAAGAAUCCAGGCUAUCCUAAAGAUCCCGACCCCCACUACCAAGAGACAGGUCCGGGAAUUCCUGGGAGCGGUAGGCUACUGUAGGCUAUGGAUCGCAGAGCCCCUCUACACCGCCACUGGAGGAGGCGACACUCCUUUGAAAUGGACUGAGACGGAGGAAAGGGCUUUCCAGGCACUGAAGGAGUCCCUGGUAAGUGCCCCAGCUCUUGGUCUCCCAGACCUGAACAAACCGUUCCAGCUGUUUGUAGCAGAAAGUGCCGGUGUGGCUAAGGGAGUACUCACUCAAACCCUGGGACCCUGGAAGAAGCCUGUCGCCUACCUGUCUAAACGACUGGACCCAGUAGCAGCCAGAUGGCCUGGAUGUCUGAGGACAGUGGCAGCAGCCACCCUACUGGUGAAAGAGACUACCAAACUAACUUUUGGGCAGACCCUAGAAAUCGCCACAGCCCACAAUCUGGCCAGCUUACUUCGCUCCCCUCCGGACCGAUGGAUGACCAAUUCUCGGGUCACCCAUUAUCAGGUACUGUUGUUGGACCCACCCCGCAUUACUUUCAAACAGACUGCAGCCUUAAAUCCAGCUACCUUGCUCCCCAACCCAGAGGAAGACACCACCCAUGACUGUGGAGAAAUCUUGGAAGCCCUGACCUUGUUGAGAGCUGACCUGACGGACGUCCUGCUACCGGAUGCACAGGAAACCCUCUACAUGGAUGGGAGCAGCUUCGUGGAAGACGGCGUACGGUAUGCAGGUGCCGCGGUGGUCACCAACCGGGAGGUCUUGUGGGCUGCAUCCUUGCCACAAGGGACAUCAGCCCAAAAGGCGGAGCUGAUAGCACUCAUUCAAGCACUCAAGUGGGGAGCAGGGAAGAAGAUAAAUGUGUACACCGACAGCAGGCCUUGCAGGUGGUGCGAGGAAAAGCCAGAGCCGCUGUCCGGGAUGAAAAGCCUGGGACCCGGAGGGAGGAAAGCCGAGGCCAAGUCCCCUUGUUCGAGCCUGGUGAUUCCGUACUGGUGAAGAAGCUGCAUCCUGACCAUCUCGAAGCCCGGUGGGAAGGACCAUACACCGUGAUCCUGAGCAAGCCAACUGCCGCUAAGGUUGCCGGGAAAUGACACUGGAUUCAUCAUACUCGCCUGAAGAAAUCCGUGGCGGACCCCCCGGAAAUAGAGAAUCUGAGGAAAUGGUGUGCCGUACCCACCCCAGACCCAAUGAAGGUCCGCUUGGUCUCCUGCUAACUUGUAUGUGUUUUUUGCCUGGUGCACUUCUGUUUUACCUCUGCCACUGCCCAAGCUCACAUGCCUCCCACCCCCGAGUGUCCUCUCUGUACAUAUGGGAGCUGAAAAACAAAGAGGGAAAGAUGGUCGCCAACCAACUAACUGCCGGGCAGCCUAUAUUCACUCUUGACCUGUGUGAUCUAUUUGGUGCCAACUGGACCAGGGUAAUCUAUGCCGGCCAGACUGCAACCGGAGGGACUACUAUA